Messenger RNA from Arabidopsis thaliana (thale cress), 1039 nucleotides. RefSeq names its product DnaJ/Hsp40 cysteine-rich domain superfamily protein (gene EDA3). The record is from RefSeq and is marked reviewed. Gene Ontology annotation, cellular component: chloroplast; chloroplast thylakoid lumen. The coding region runs from base 138 to 698 and encodes 186 amino acids. NCBI's taxonomy places the organism in Eukaryota, Viridiplantae, Streptophyta, Magnoliopsida, Brassicales, Brassicaceae. The transcript has 6 exons.
UUGAAAUUGAAGAGAAAAUGUACCAAUCUAAUAAACUAAUCAAACUAUGUGUACCAAAACGUAAAUAUCAGAAACAUCCUAUAGAUGGUUCGGGUCCUCUGGUUCGCCAGUAAAAUUAUGACCGCAGACUGAAAAAAAUGGCGGCAUCAUCAUCUCAUCUCUUCGCACUCCCUUCGCCUGCUUCUCCGUUUCUAUCUGCACCAAACCGGAAUCGAGUUCGUGUUCUUGCGAAAUCAUGCCCGGAGAAUCAGAGCUUCGACUCCAACGAUUCGGAUUCUUCCUCAGAGACUACCCACAAAGCCCAGGGAGAUCAGAAAUCAGUGUCACGGAGACAGUGGAUGACGGCAUGUGUGUGCGCAUCUGCAGCUUUAAUUAGCAAUUCUUAUACCUUUGUCUCUGUACAAAGCGCAGCCGCUUUAGACAAGAAACCAGGAGGUUCAUGUCGUAACUGCCAGGGCAGUGGUGCUGUUCUUUGUGAUAUGUGUGGUGGUACAGGAAAAUGGAAAGCUCUCAACCGAAAACGUGCGAAAGAUGUAUAUGAGUUUACGGAAUGUCCAAACUGUUACGGUCGAGGUAAGCUUGUUUGUCCGGUCUGUUUAGGUACAGGUUUACCAAACAACAAAGGCCUUCUUAGAAGGCCUGGUGCUCGUGAGCUACUCGAAAAGAUGUACAAUGGUCGGCUUCUUCCUGAUUCAUGAGAAGAUUGUUACUGCAAAUAUGAUUUUAAGCACAGAGCCAGUAGACAUGAUGAUAGAAGCGGAUGAAAACUUACACAUUGAGGAUGCAUGGAAAGCUAUAGAAGAAUGUAUCGAAUUCAACAUGUUUUUAUAAUGCUGCUAGGUUUGUGUUGUAAAUUCUAUAAACAUAAAACUUUCCUUCUUCCCCAUACAGACUAGACGAAUCAGUUUCGACUAAGAUACUCACUCACUCACCUAUGCAUUUAGGCAUAUAGAAUCACACACUUUGAUUAUUCUCUUUAGACCUAACUACACACACAUCUACUCAAUCACACAACUAUUUCAUAUUUCCUGGAACCAUA